Molecule: messenger RNA, 1583 nt
Organism: Selaginella moellendorffii
Lineage: Eukaryota; Viridiplantae; Streptophyta; Lycopodiopsida; Selaginellales; Selaginellaceae
Exons: 10
Coding region: 317-1369 (350 amino acids)
Source: RefSeq, a predicted model, not a curated record
GUACCAACCCAAUUUGAUAACUCUGCUUUCCAGAAAGAAAGAGAGAGAUCAGAAUGUCCGAUAAAGCUGGAAGCUAGUUCGGCAACUCGUGGGGCCUAGCAAGUGAUAAGCUAACGCGUUCUGGUGGCUGUAAGGAAAUUGCAGGUCCCUGUAGCCAUUGUGAUCCAGUACGCCCUGUGGCUGAAAACACUCCCAAGGUGUGAUAUCUUUUUCCACGUAGAGCUUAUUCUUUUCCUGGUUUUGAGUUGCACUUCCAUUGUGUGUAGCCGAAAAGUUGUACGAGGCUCAUCUCGGGACGAAGUGAAUCGUGGCAGAUAUGAGUGAAGAGGAAGCCAGGUUACCUCAGAGUUUGAUGAGAGUCCUCCCUGACGACCCCUAUGAGCAGCUGGAUCUGGCAAGGAAGAUUGCCUCUAUGGCUCUUGCUACUAGAAUGUCGGAAUUGGAAAACCGCGUGGGUAGAAUUCGGGAAAAUCUUCACGAGAAAGACAAUUUGAUUGAGGACCUCGAGCGCAGAAUUACCGAUGCUGAUCAAGCCAUUCAAAGAGCAAACAUUCGCAUCCUCAAAACGACAGACGAUCAGAUAAGGCUAUCCAAGGAAAACGAAGUGCUGCAAGGGACCAUCACUAGAUUGAGGCAUGAUGUUUCCAAGAUGGAGUCUGUUCGAAAGUCAUUGGUCCAUACAUUGCAGCUGGAUAAUCCUCAUCUACUCGAUACCGCAGAUGAAAAAUCGUCUAGUCAAGAAAACAGGCUUAAAAAAGCCAUGUCUAUGGACAACUCCCCAAGAUCACCUCUUCAGGAACCUAUCAGAACCCAAAGCUACGACAGAGUGCAAGUGGAGGAUGAUAUGCAAUCUUCUAGCGUGGAAGAUGCCAGGAGGCGAAUGCUUCUUCUUAAAGCGCGCCCGGCUAGAAGGUCCAUGUCCGACUUUGCCAAGACUCGCGCUCUGUCAGUACCACGACAGUUUGAUCACGAAUCAGAUUCUCCACUAUCUCAAGAAGGAAUCGCACUAACACCACCGAUAAGUCCACCCAAAACAUCCCCACCCAAGAGUCGGUCGGCAACAGGGUCCCCCGUGAAACGUAAGAUUCCGGCACCGACACCGCCACAAAGACCGCGAUAUAGCGAGGCUGCUACAGCCCCCAGCUCUCCUCCUCGCUCCCCCUCGAUGAUGAAAGCCGAUGGAAAGGAGUUUUUUCGGCAAGCAAAGAGCCGCCUUCCUUACGACCAGUUCCGUGCGUUGCUAAACACUAUCAAAGAGCUCAAUUCCCACCUGCGGACGCGAGAGGAUGCCUUGAGAAAAGCGGACGAGAUAUUUGGAACAGAAAACAAGGAUUUGUAUGCGUUUCUCUGCCAGCACCUCCCUUCCUAACGUAACAACAAGUCUUUCAAUCUUACAAAGCGAGGCAAUGCCGAGACAACGACGCUCCUCUUCUUUCUUCCAAGAUUGAUGAAGGACAAAACGCGAUGGAAGUCCUUGUCCGCAACAACAACAUCGCUCUGGCCAGGUGUUUCGCCGAUGCGCGGCUCGACGACGCGCGCGCCACCUUUUCGGCAAUGCAAGAAUGCGACGUCGUGUCCUACAA